Molecule: messenger RNA, 1253 nt
Organism: Drosophila elegans
Lineage: Eukaryota; Metazoa; Arthropoda; Insecta; Diptera; Drosophilidae
Product: dehydrogenase/reductase SDR family protein 7-like
Exons: 5
Coding region: 82-1062 (326 amino acids)
Cellular component (GO): membrane
Molecular function (GO): oxidoreductase activity
Source: RefSeq, a predicted model, not a curated record
GUUGUCGUUUUGUUUUCAUUGCUAAUCAUUUUGCAUUUGGAAAAAGAGUUCAAAGGUUUUUAGUUGCAUCAGAUUAAAAGUAUGAAAGUGCAGGACCUGGACAAAUGUGCUCCCAGCAGCGACUGGAACGUACUUUACUGGGUGCUGGGAACGAUCCUGAUGCCGGUGGCCCUUCCAUUGGCUCUCUUCAACAUUUGGAAGCGACUUAAGGCACAAAAAUACCGGAAUCAACUGCCCGCCAAGGUGGUGCUUAUAACAGGUGCUAGUUCGGGUUUGGGUGAAUCUCUGGCCCACGUCUUCUACCGGGCUGGAUGCAAGGUGAUUUUGGCGGCACGACGAACUCAGGAAUUGGAGCGAGUUAAAAAGGAUCUUCUUGCACUGGAUGUGGACCCCGCAUAUCCACCCACUGUGUUGGCCCUUGAUCUGGCUGAAUUGAAUUCCAUUCCAGAGUUUGUCAGCCGUGUUUUGGCCGUUUAUAAUCAGGUGGACAUUCUGAUCAACAAUGGUGGAAUCAGUGUACGAGCGGAUGUGGCAUCCACAGCAGUGGAUGUGGAUCUCAAGGUGAUGGUGGUCAACUAUUUCGGCAGCGUGGCCCUAACUAAAGCUUUGCUUCCUUCGAUGGUAAAACGUGGUAGUGGCCACAUAUGCUUCGUUAGCUCUGUUCAGGGAAAAUUUGCAAUUCCCCAGAGGGCCGCCUAUUCUGCCUCGAAGCAUGCCAUGCAGGCUUUUGCCGAUUCUUUGCGAGCGGAAGUGGCCAACAAGAACAUAAACGUGUCCUGCGUGAGUCCCGGCUAUAUACGCACUCAGCUCUCACUAAAUGCUUUAACAGGAUCAGGAAGCAGCUAUGGAAAAAUGGACGAAACCACGGCUAAGGGCAUGUCCCCUGAUAAACUAGCAGAACGUAUUCUGCAAUGCAUUCUCCGCAAAGAACCCGAUAUAAUUGUCAGCGACGUUCAGGCAAAGAUUGCCUAUUACCUUCGUCAUCUUUGCCCAAGCCUUUACUUUUGGAUCAUGGCAAAGCGCGCCUCGAAGCUGGAGAAAGCUGAAAAGAAGUCCACUUAAAGUUAGUUCAUGUCACGUAGAACUUCCAUAAGUAUUAGUUUCGUUUUUAUUGUUAAUUGAAUUUUGCUUAAAAUGAGGAAAUUAUAAAGUAUCGCAUAUGUGUGUGUGUGUUCGGGUUAAAAAUUAGUUACACUCGUGUGUGUUAUUGCCUAACAAUAAGAUUAAUAAAUAAAGUAUUGUAGUAAUCGUAA